GCGCGGGGCACGCCGGUGGAAUAAAAUUCCUUAUUCAAUCCGAUUACUGAUAACUUUUCUCCUUCUAUUUCCGUGAUGUCAGUGCCAUGGCUGUGGUUGUUGACGAUCCUCUCAAUGUUUGUAAGUCCCCCAACGUGGGCUAUGGGGACAUCGUCGGAAUUGGAUCUGAGUUUGCUGACUCGAGAGCUGUUGGACUCGGCGAGGGAGCUCGAGUUCCUGGAAUGGUUAAAAAGGAUUAGGAGAAGAAUCCAUGAGUACCCAGAACUGGCUUUUGAAGAAUUCGAAACGAGUCAACUCAUAAGAUCCGAGCUGGACGCGCUAGGGAUACAAUACACAUGGCCUGUGGCCAAGACUGGCAUCGUGGCUUCUGUGGGGUCCGGUAUAGAACCAUGGUUCGGUCUUCGAGCUGACAUGGAUGCCCUCCCCAUACAGGAAUUGGUUGAGUGGGAGCAUAAAAGCAAAAACAUUGGUAAGAUGCAUGCUUGUGGCCAUGAUGUUCAUGUUACCAUGCUGCUUGGAGCAGCUAAGUUACUUCAACGCAAGAAAGAUCAAUUAAAGGGCACAGUUAAGCUUGUUUUCCAACCAGCGGAAGAGAGUUAUGGUGGCGCUUAUCAUAUGUUAAAAGAGGGUGCUAUUGACAAAUUCCAGGGUAUGUUUGCAUUACACAUUGCACCCCAGCUGCCCACUGGCACCAUUGCCUCCAGACCUGGUCCUGCCUUGGCUGGCUCAGCGAGGUUUGUGGUCAAAAUUCAAGGGAAGGGUGGGCAUGCUGCUGCACCCCACAAUGCCAUCGAUCCUGUACUUGCAGCAGCCUUCGCUGUCCUUUCACUCCAACAGAUUAUUUCGCGAGACACAGAUCCUCUUGAACCCAGGGUUGUCUCAGUUGGAUUUGUUGAAGCUGGGAAAGCAUGGAAUGUAAUUCCAGAGAUUGUGACAUUUGGCGGAACUUUCCGGAGCAUUUCUGCAGAAGGCAUGUCCUAUCUGAAGGAGAGAAUAAAAAAUGUGAUAGAGAUGCAAGCUGCAGUUCUUCAGUGCACUGCUACUGUGGAUUUUCUUGAGGAAAAGCUGAGGGCGUAUCCUCCAACCAUUAACGAUGAAUCUUUGUACGAACAUGCAAAAAAGGUCGGAGAAUCCCUGCUUGGGAAAUCCAACGUCCUGCUUGCACCACUGACUAUGGGGGCUGAGGACUUUGGCUUCUAUGCACAGAGAAUGGCAACCACCAUGUUCUCCAUAGGGACGAAGAACAAAUCCUCAAAGCCAAGCAGCGAUUUGCACUCACCAGAAUUGAUUGUUGAUGAGGAGGUUCUUCCCAUUGGCGCUUCUCUACUCGCUGCUGAAGCAAUUUCUUACUUGGACAAUCAUGUUUACUUGUAAACUGCCUUCUUUUACACACAACAUCAAGAAACUCAUUUUAGUGGCUGUAUAAUUAUGAUGGAAUUUUUCCACUAACACUCAGAUGCACAUCUCAAGAAAAAUUACUCUUUUUC
This is a messenger RNA of Rubroshorea leprosula, 1487 nucleotides long. The record is from the annotation of a GenBank genome assembly. Lineage: Eukaryota; Viridiplantae; Streptophyta; Magnoliopsida; Malvales; Dipterocarpaceae.